AUGCUGAUGGGAAGUCAAAAUGGUUUGGUUUUGUCCACUUUGAGAAUGAAUGCUGAUGAUGCCGCUCAAGCGGUUGAAGCUCUAAAUGUCUGGAGACUUCCAACGUUGAUAGUCCUUAAGCUUCACAGCUGUGAGGGUAUAACAUCAGCUUCAAUGGCUGCCAUAUCUCAUAGUUACUCGUUAAAGCUAAUUGACAUCGGUAUCAUUGGACCUGCCACGCCUGGAGAACAUAAGGCUUGUGCAUUGUCGCGAAUGCAAGAAAGUUUGACCUCGUUGGCAUUGCAAUGCCCGUUCUUGCAAGAAGUAGACCUUACUGAAUGUGAAUCAUUGACAAACUCUAUUUGCGAAGUUUUCAGUGAUGAAGACUUCGCACCUAUUAAGCAUCUGUUUGGGAAUGAUUUCCUUAAGAUUCGAAGCCAUUUUAUGACCAUUGGCAACUCAGAAGUGGAUCUCAUUGCUGUCAGAUUUAGUUUUCUGAAUUACUUUUGUGUUUUGUGGUCUGCACUUUCUUCAAAAAGCCAUCCAAGAAAAAAAAACAUCCGAAAAAUGACUGCUGUGGAAGAGGGAGAGAAUGAGGGUGAAGAUUCUAAAAUCGAGAGUGUAGUGACAUACAAUAAGAAGCUAACUGUUGUUGACAAUAAACUGCACUUCUCUAGUGAGCCUACCAAGGGUUCUAUGAUGUUGAGUCUGACCUAG
Fraxinus pennsylvanica is the source of this 696-nucleotide messenger RNA. NCBI's taxonomy places the organism in Eukaryota, Viridiplantae, Streptophyta, Magnoliopsida, Lamiales, Oleaceae. The record is from the annotation of a GenBank genome assembly.